Molecule: messenger RNA, 1818 nt
Organism: Clupea harengus (Atlantic herring)
Lineage: Eukaryota; Metazoa; Chordata; Actinopteri; Clupeiformes; Clupeidae
Gene: slc25a17l
Product: peroxisomal membrane protein PMP34-like
Exons: 7
Coding region: 209-940 (243 amino acids)
Biological process (GO): transport
Cellular component (GO): peroxisomal membrane
Molecular function (GO): ADP transmembrane transporter activity; ATP transmembrane transporter activity; AMP transmembrane transporter activity
Source: RefSeq, a predicted model, not a curated record
UGAAAAUGUUGUUAUUGUAGCUAGCUACACGCUGUCAACGGAAGACUGUUUGCUUACAUGAACCGGGUCGGAAGUCUGUCCAUCAUGGUCUGAGGUCUACGAAAGUUAUCAAGUUAUCUAACGUAAGACAAGAGAGGUCAUUUGACAGCGCCGUGGCACUGUUUGCACGAAUAAUUACAUAUCAAGUAAUCGCUUUGAAAACGCUAGGAUGUCAGACAAUGGCGGAGUGGCUGUUGGCCUUCUGUCUUACGAGACCCUCGUCCAUGCAAUGGCAGGUGCAGUGGGUAGCAUGACGGCGAUGAGCGUGUUCUUCCCCUUGGAUACAGCCAGGAUCAGAUUGCAAGUUGAUGAAAAUCGGAGGUCAAAAUCAACACCUGUAAUCCUGGCAGAGAUAGCAAAGGAAGAGGGCAUACUGUCACUGUAUCGUGGAUGGUUUCCUGUCAUCUCUAGCCUUUGCUGCUCUAACUUUGUGUACUUCUAUACCUUUAACACCCUGAAGAGAGCUCUGGUGAUGGGCAAACCACGGCCUGCCAAGGACUUGCUCAUGGGAAUGAUCUCUGGGGCAGUGAAUGUGCUCCUGACCACACCCAUGUGGGUGGUGAACACUCGCCUUAAGCUUCAAGGAGCCAAAUUCAGGAAUGAGGAUCUUCACCAAACCCACUACAGAGGCAUUUUUGAUGCCUUCUCUCAAAUCAUUGCUAAUGAGGGAGUGGGCACUCUGUGGAACGGGACCCUACCCUCUCUGAUACUGGUCUUUAACCCUGCGGUCCAGUUCAUGUUCUACGAGGCCAUGAAGAGGAGGGCUGCACGAGGGGGCAGAAGGUCUCAGCAGCAUGCGAUACUCACGGCGGGUGAUGACCAGGAUGUUUUCGACCUGGACAUAGACGAGCAUGGCCUACCAGAAGCCCUGUGUGAGUCUCCAGCUACCGACAGAACAUAGAGCCAGAUGGAUAAUUCCUUCUUCGCUCUCUACCGCCGUGCUGCUCAGAAGCUGGAAGCUGGGUAGCCUAGAGACUCCACAGGUUUGCUGGAUUCUUCUACCCAGACUCCUAUGAUCGUGAUUCAAUAUCUGCCACUGUUUCCAGAUUUUGUGUUGGAGCUAACAUCAUCCUGGAAUAAGCUGCUGUCUAACUGCACCCUGGUGCCUUGUUACGCGGAAGUUCCUGAACCAUAAUGGAGCUGAGGUCGGGGCUGUUGCACCCUCCUCCUAUGGAGCCAUCCCACGCCUCAUAUCUGGACCCGCCAAGGAGUAAUGCCAGGAGCCUAGCGAAGAGUUCUGUUGUGGAGGUUUUGACAUUCUUACAAGAACUAUUGGAGCAAGACUGCUCUUUUUCAACAUUAAUGGUGUACCUAGAGGCUAUUUCAGCAUGUCAUAUUGGCAUUGAUGGGGUGUGGCCAGGGGCCCACCCUCUUAUUAUCUGCUUUAUGAAGGGCGUGUGCUGCCUGAAGCCCAUUAUCAGAUCACCUGUGCCAUCUUGGGACCUACCUCCUGUUCUGGAUGCUCUGAGCUGUUCUCCUUUCGGCCCCAUUAGUGUCUGUGGACGUAAAUUCUUACUUUGGCUUCAGCAAAGCAUGUGUCUGAUAUUCAGGCCUUAUCUGGAAGUCCUUCAUGCACCGAGUUUACACCCGGUGACACAACCCUAAUGCAAAGUGCGAAAGUGCAAGACCAUGCAACUUAUGCUAAGAUUGUGGUCAUGUCUUUUGUCUUUUUUGCUAAUCCAGCUGGUGGCAGGGGGCUGUGUAAACAGCGGCUUUCCCCCUGGAUUGUGGAGGCUAUCUCCCUGCCUCUUAAUAGCAAGGGCCUGGUUCAGGGGUGUA